GACGCAGCCGGGAGAAAUCACCAGCCAGGAUUCGCUCCUCUCUCUCUCCCUCUCUCUCUGAUUUCAAAUCAGCUCCUCCCCCGUGUGGUUGUGGCUUUGCCUUCCAUCACAAGCCUCAUCAGCAACACCAGUCUUGGGAAAAAAAAAAAAAAAAAAAAAAAAAAGAAAAGAAAAGAAAAGAAAGAGAAGGGAAAAAGACACGAAAGGAAAAAGUGCAAAAGAAGAUAAAGGAAGCAAGAGGGGGAAAAAAGAGGUGGGAAGAAAGUAAUCUCCUCUACCCCUCGGCUGCAUCUAGCACAGAAGAGUCUGAAACUUUACGUGGAGUUCUCGCCGUGUUUACUCCGCGGCGGCGGAAUCGGCAGCGCCCGGCUCUCUCGCUCUGCCCUCUCCUUCUUGCUCCUUCUCCUCGCACUCAUCAGCAGUCGGCAGCGAUGGAAAAAGUUGCUGGCUGGUACCCAGCCUGGCACGUUGCUCUCCUGUACUGGACAUGGCUUUUCCUCUUCACUUAUGGCUUUACCGGCGCAGAAAUAACUUGCAGAUCCUGCCGUUCCCAGGUGCAGCCGCAGCAGCAGCCGCAGCAGGGAUUACUGAUGCACUUGAGGACCGACAGAGGAGAAAAGGAGCAAAGGAGCUUCCUCGGGGAGAAGGGAGGUGAGAGAGGGCAAGAGGCCGGCACGGAGGAUGCCGGGCUGCAGGCGACCCUCGCCCCUGCUCCCGCGGGGAUGCAAUUCAGCGGCUGGGAGACACGGCGAGUGCCGAGGGACCCAGAGAAAGUGGCCGGGGAGCGCCGUCCCCGAGCGGCAGCGGCGGCUUCGGCCGAGGACCGAGCGCUCCAGGGCCCCCCCAGGCCGGGCGGCCCCGGGCCGGGCUCGGUGCGGCGGCGCUGGGGCCGCAGCCCGCGGGGCUCGGUGGGGCCGGGGCCGGGCGGCGCCGCGGGGCGGGAGCCGGGGGACGGCGGCGCCGCCCGCUUCGGGCUGGAGGAGCUGCGGCUGGCCAGCACCACCUUCGCCCUGGCCGGAGACUCGGCGCACAACCAGGCCAUGGUGCACUGGUCCGGCCACAACAGCAGCGUGAUACUAAUUCUGACAAAGCUGUAUGACUACAACCUGGGAAGCAUCACAGAGAGCUCUCUUUGGAGGUCAACAGAUUAUGGGACAACAUAUGAGAAACUGAAUGAUAAAGUUGGUCUGAAGACUAUUUUGAGCUACUUGUAUGUUUGCCCAACAAACAAACGUAAGGUUACUCUUGAGAAGGUGAAGGUCGGUGUUUGUGCACAGCCCAGCCCACAAGCAGUGACUCAGCAGCUCUCAAAAACCCUGAGAUGCUGCAGCGUCUUCAGCUUUAAUGGAGAAAAAGAAGUAGCUGAAUCUAUUCGUGUCUGGUCCAAGAUUAUGCUGCUGACUGAUCCAGAAGUUGAAAGCAGCUUAUUAAUCAGUUCUGAUGAAGGAGCCACCUAUCAAAAAUACCGUCUGAACUUCUACAUCCACAGUCUGCUCUUCCAUCCCAAACAGGAGGAUUGGAUCUUAGCCUACAGCCAGGAUCAGAAGUUAUUCAGUUCUGUGGAGUUUGGCAGAAGAUGGCUGCUUCUUCAUGAGGGAGUUACACCCAACAGGUUCUACUGGUCUAUGAUGGGGAAUGGAAGAGAGCCUGACCUCGUGCACCUGGAGGCCAGGACAGUGGAUGGCUAUGCCCAAUACAUCACUUGCAAGAUGCAGAACUGCAGUGAAGCCACUCGCAGCAAACCCUUUCCAGGCUACAUUGACCAUAACUCCCUGAUCGUCCAGGGUGAUUAUGUCUUUGUUCAGCUGACAUCAGGAGGAAGACCACAUUAUUACGUUUCUUAUAGGAGGAGCCCAUUUGCACAGAUGAAGCUGCCAAAGUACUCCCUGCCCAAGGACAUGCAUGUUAUCAGCACAGAUGAGAAUCAGGUGUUUGCAGCUGUUCAAGAGUGGAACCAGAACGACACGUACAAUCUGUACAUCUCCGACACCCGAGGGGUCUACUUCACCCUGGCCUUGGAAAAUGUCAAGAGUAGUCAAGGGCUGGAGGGGAAUGUGAUGAUUGACCUCUAUGAGGUAGCAGGGAUAAAGGGAAUGUUCUUGGCUAACAAGAAGAUUGACAACCAAGUGAAAACUUUCAUCACCUACAAUAAAGGCAGAGACUGGAGUUUGUUGCAGGCUCCGCACACGGAUCUGAGGGGAAAUCCCAUUCACUGUCUCCUACCCUAUUGCUCCCUUCAUCUUCACCUGAAGGUCUCAGACAACCCCUAUACCUCAGGAAACAUCGCCAGCCGAGACACUGCCCCCAGUAUUAUUGUAGCUUCAGGUAAUAUAGGCACUGAGCUAUCAGACAAUGACAUCAGCAUGUUUGUUACUUCUGAUGCUGGGAACACUUGGAGGCAGAUCUUUGAGGAAGAGCACAGUGUUCUGUACCUGGAUCAAGGUGGAGUACUUGUUGCCAUGAAACAUACAUCUCUGCCUAUCAGACACCUCUGGUUAAGUUUUGAUGAAGGGAGAUCUUGGAGCAAGUACAGUUUCACAUCCCUCCCACUGUUUGUAGAUGGAGUUUUAGGGGAGCCUGGAGAGGAAACCCUCAUCAUGACGGUGUUUGGACACUUCAGCCACCGCUCUGAGUGGCAGCUGGUGAAAGUUGACUACAAAUCCAUCUUUGAUCGGAGAUGUGAGGAAGAGGACUACAGGCCUUGGCAACUCCAUAGCCAGGGAGAAGCCUGCAUCAUGGGAGCAAAAAGGAUCUACAGGAAGCGCAAGUCAGAGAAGAAAUGCAUGCAAGGGAAAUAUGCUGGGGCCAUGACCUCGGAGCCCUGCGUGUGCACAGAGGCAGACUUUGACUGUGAUUAUGGAUAUGAACGCCACAGCAAUGGGCAGUGUUUACCUGCAUUUUGGUAUAACCCAUCCUCCCUGUCUAAAGACUGCAGCCUUGGACAGAGUUACCUCAACAGCACUGGGUACAGGAAGGUUGUUUCCAACAACUGCACGGACGGGGUGCGCGAGCGCUACACGGCCAAGCCCCAGCAGUGCCCGGGCAAACCUCCGCAGGGGCUGCGCAUCCUCACGGCCGACGGGCGCCUCACAGCCCAGCAGGGCCACAAUGUCACCUUCCUGGUGCAGCUGGAGGAGGGAGACCUCCAGAGAUCCCUCAUCCAGGUGGAUUUUGGAGAUGGCAUCGCUGUGUCAUAUGCCAACCUCAGCUCUACAGAGGAUGGGAUCAAGCACAUCUACCAGAACGUGGGCAUAUUCCGGGUGACGGUGCUGGUGGAAAACAGCCUGGGCUCUGACAGCGCUGUUCUCUACCUGCAUGUAACAUGCCCCUUGGAACAUGUUCACUUAUCUCUGCCCUUUGUCACCACGAAGAACAAGGAGAUCAAUGCCACAGCAGUGCUGUGGCCAAGCCAAGUGGGAACACUCACUUAUGUCUGGUGGUUUGGGAACAACACAGAGCCACUGAUCACAUUGGAAGGGAGCAUCACAUUCACAUUUUCUGUGGAAGGGAUGAAUACCAUCACUGUUCAGGUCUCAGCAGGAAACACCAUUCUUCAGGACACAAAGACUAUUGCAGUGUAUGAGAAAUUUCAGUCCCUGAGGUUAUCAUUCUCUCCAAACCUUGAUGACUACAACCCAGAUAUCCCAGAGUGGAGAAGGGACAUCAGCAGAGUAGUCAAGAGAGCUCUGGUGGAGGCUACAGGUAUUUCCAGCAAGCACGUUCUGGUUGCAGUGCUCCCUGGCCUGCCCACGUCUGCUGAACUCUUCAUUUUACCAUAUCAGGAUGCCACAGGAGAAAAAAAAAGAACAGCAGCAAACCUAGAGCAGAUUUCAGAAACACUGAUCCAGAAACUGAACCAAAACCUGGUCCAUUUUGAGCUGAAGCCAGGAGUUCGAAUCCUUGUCCAUGCUGCCCAUUUAACAGCAGCUCCCCUGGUGGACCUCACUCCCAGUCACAGUGGCUCAGCCAUGCUGAUGCUCCUCUCUGUUGUUUUUGUGGGACUAGCUGUGUUCAUCAUCUACAAGUUCAAAAGGAAGAUUCCUGGCCUUAAUAUAUAUGCACAGAUGCAGAAUGAAAAAGAUCAAGAGAUGGUCAGUCCAGUCAGUCAGAGGGAAAACAUACCUAAUGUCCCUCAAAGGGAGCUGAUGAGCCCUGAGCAACUAGUAGAUGAGAAGUUGGAAGUCCACCCCAUAGAGCAACCUCAGGCCACAGUCCAGAGCCCAAGGAAAGGAAAUGCAACCAAGGUAGUCUGGACAGAGGACUUCCAAAAAGCCUGUGGAUCACCAAGAGAUUUCAAGCCAAGACCCAGAGCGGAAGUAUUUCCACAACUGCUGAGUCCCAGAGCACAAAAGAAAUCCCUACCUAUGUAAAUGGUUGAAUUGAGGACACCAACAUCUGUAUCUAAAAAAAUGAGGAGAUCUCACUGCAUUUGGACUUUUUAAUUCUUCAGAUGACAAAGGGUUUUUAGCUUUAAGCCUGUGCAUGUGGACAUUAUACUGAGACCAUAGUGGAA
Zonotrichia leucophrys gambelii is the source of this 4513-nucleotide messenger RNA. It is a transcript of the gene SORCS1, whose product is annotated as sortilin related VPS10 domain containing receptor 1. The record is from RefSeq and is a predicted model, not a curated record. Gene Ontology annotation, biological process: post-Golgi vesicle-mediated transport. Lineage: Eukaryota; Metazoa; Chordata; Aves; Passeriformes; Passerellidae. Gene Ontology annotation, molecular function: protein binding. Gene Ontology annotation, cellular component: Golgi apparatus; membrane. The transcript has 29 exons. The coding region runs from base 432 to 4370 and encodes 1312 amino acids.